This is a messenger RNA of Ceratina calcarata, 5292 nucleotides long. RefSeq names its product very low-density lipoprotein receptor. The transcript has 11 exons. Gene Ontology annotation, molecular function: protein binding; hormone binding; calcium ion binding. The record is from RefSeq and is a predicted model, not a curated record. Gene Ontology annotation, cellular component: plasma membrane; apical plasma membrane; signaling receptor complex. Bases 706 to 3288 code for a protein of 860 amino acids. NCBI's taxonomy places the organism in Eukaryota, Metazoa, Arthropoda, Insecta, Hymenoptera, Apidae. Gene Ontology annotation, biological process: receptor-mediated endocytosis.
ACUCGCCGGCUUACAGCAUCCGUAGCCGCCGCCGCGAGUGCAUCUCUUUGACAACCGUGUUCUCUUUUCCCGUAGUGGAAUUGCAGGAGAAAUUCCGAAAGCUUAUCGUUCAGUGAGGAGAUUAUAUACACAUAUAUAUAUCAACUAGUAAAAGAGGGGUAGUUGACUGUAGAAGAAGAAAUUUAUUGGAAAAUCGUUUCACGGACGAUUGUUUGGUCGGAUACGGUGCAGCCGAUCCGUAAGAGUAAAUCGGCGACCGGCGCAAGGGAGAUAGCAUUGUGAACCCGGCCGGGGGUGGUUUGGAUUUUUAUUCGCGUUCGGUGGUAGACGGAGCCAACCGAGUGCGAAAGAUACUCUGAAUAGAUCGGCCCGUGUGUUUCGUGGCUGCUAGCUGCUAUCUGCCGCUUACUCCUGCCCCGUUGACUCGACCCCGUGGUACAGUUUCUCCUGAUCGGUUUAUCGUGACACCCGAACGAGCAGCAAACGGUUUUCCUCCCCCCGUUUACGAAAAACUAAAGGGUUUCCGAUGAUAUAAACGAGCGUUAAAGGACGACAGAAUAACGAAAACUUUUUAAAGCGAUCUGAAACGACUUUUUCAUACCGAAUGCACGACUGAACUACAGUUUCAAGUGCAUCUUCGCUCGGUGAACGAGUGUAUUAGUUAGUGCGACUCAAAAAGUCGGAAGGAAUUUCCACGUUGGAACCAUGCGGUUCACCGGAACCAACGCGCUUUUCACGCUGCUUCUGGCGUGCGUGCUCGCGGACGCUGCCGUGUUCCUCGACGAUCUCCACCAUCAUGAUCAUGACUACGGUACGGUUGCAGGUACGCAGUCGUGCACCGACACCGAGUUCAAGUGCUCAGACGGCAAGUGCAUACCUGAGGCCUGGCACUGCGAUGGGGACAACGACUGUCACGAUAAAUCCGAUGAGGACCCUGCGAUUUGCAGGACGAAACCAUGCGGCGAGACGGAGUUUGAGUGCAGCCCGGGCGAGUGCAUACCAAAGCGCUGGCUGUGCGAUCUCCAGUUGGACUGUGUCGACGGGCUCGACGAGAAAAAUUGCAGCAACGGCACCUGUCGAUCCGACGAGUUCACGUGCGCCAAUAAAGAAUGUAUUCAGAAAGUGUGGGAGUGCGACGGGGAAGACGACUGCGGAGACGGGAGCGAUGAGAAAGAUUGCAAGCCGGUGAUCUGCGGCCCCUCAGAGUUUGCCUGCUCAAAGAAUUAUUGCAUAACGUCUCGUUGGAGAUGCGACGGCGACUACGACUGUCCCGACAAAUCCGACGAAAUAGGCUGCAAGAACACGAACGGUGAGCGCCGUAAGCAUUGCAACAAGGAAGACGACUUUGACUGCGACGAUGAUUUCACGUGCAUACACAAAAGUUGGGUGUGCGACGGUGAAAAGGACUGCCCGAACGACGCCGACGAAUUACCGCAGCGGUGUCACAACGUCACGUGCAGGCCCGACCAGUUUCAGUGCGAGGAUCACCGCAAUUGCAUAUCAGGUCAUCUGUAUUGCAACGGCAAAGCUGAAUGCGCCGACGAAAGCGACGAGAAGAACUGCUCGAGCAAAACCGUAGUCUGCGAUCCCUUGACUCAGUUCGAAUGUAGCGAGGGCUCUUGUAUACCAUUGUCAAAGGUUUGCGACAAGCAGCGCGACUGUAUCGGUUGGGAAGAUGAAAACCAGGAUCUUUGCGGGGUGAACGAGUGCUCGAAGAACAACGGUGGUUGCUCGCAGAUUUGCAUCGAUCUGCCUAUCGGUUUCCAAUGCGACUGCAACCCGGGCUACAGACUGAUCGACAAUCGAACUUGCGACGACAUAGACGAAUGUCUGGAGCCGGGCAGCUGCUCCCAGAUCUGUUUGAACCAAAAAGGUGGUUUCAAGUGCAGCUGCGUAGCGGGUUAUCUCAAGGACCCGCGGAAUCAUACACGUUGCAAGGCCGCGGAGGGUCACGCGAGUCUGCUCUUCACCAGGCGACACGAUAUAAGAAAAGUGGCUCUAGACCGGCUGGAGAUGACCAACAUAGUUAAGGACACAAAAAUGGCUGCGGCGCUUGACUUUGUUUUUCGCACCGGCAUGAUCUUCUGGAGCGACAGCAGCGAGAAGAGGAUUUACAAAGCUCCUAUAGACGAAGGGAACGAGCGCACGGUCGUGAUUGACGACGGCUCAACAACGUCCGACGGUCUCGCCGUUGAUUGGAUCUACAAUCACAUUUACUGGACCGAUUCGGCAAAGAGUACUAUAGAACUGGCCACUUUCGAGGGAAACAUGAGGAAGACUUUGAUUCGAGACCGCGUGCAAGAACCCAGGGCGAUAGCUCUAAAUCCUCUGGAGGGUUGGAUGUUUUGGACAGAUUGGAGCGACGAAGCUCGUAUCGAGAAAGCGGGCAUGGACGGAUCUCAUCGCACGGUGAUUGUCGAUAACGACGUACAGUGGCCGAACGGGCUGACUCUGGAUCUGAUCGGCGAGAAAAUAUAUUGGGUAGACGCAAAGUUGAACAUAAUCGGAUCGUGUAAUUACGAUGGUACAGGUAUACGGACGGUCCUAUACUCGCCUGAUGUACUCAGGCACCCAUUCAGUAUUACGACGUUCGAGGAUUACGUGUACUGGAUCGACUGGGACAAGGAGGCGAUAUACAAAGCGAACAAGUUCACCGGGCAAGGAGUCGAGCCUGUCACGUCGCUACGAACCCUCAAAUACCCGAUGGUGGUUCACGUGUAUCACCCGUACAGGCAGCCAGACGGAGUGAAUCAGUGUCAGGCUGUGAACGGUCAUUGCAGUCACUUGUGCUUACCGGCACCGAGGAUCAAUUCGAAAUCGCCUCUACUAAGUUGCGCCUGUCCCGACGGCCUAAGAUUGUUACCCGAUGGUUUAAUGUGCGUGGAGGAAGUAAGUACGACUGUAACUCCGACGACGCAAGAAAUUACCAAACCCUUCAAAAGACUCGAACAUCUCAACGUUACUACCUCGACAGUCCAUCCAUCGCACUCGGUAGACGACGAGAAGGACGGUCUUUCGUCCAAUUCAACAGACCCGGGUUUGGUCGCUGGUAUAGUUAUUGGGGUGGCGUCCGUGGGGCUGUUAUUCCUCGCAUUAGUCGCAGUAUUAUGCUACAGGCAUUACCUUCAUCGUAACGUGACGAGUAUGAACUUCGACAAUCCUGUCUACAGGAAGACCACGGAAGAUCAGUUUAGUCUCGAGAAGAAUAGAUUUCCGCUCCCCACUGCUACAGUUGGAGAAGAGGCUCAGGAACCUUUAACGAGUCCUGGAACUAACGAUUACGUUUAAGAAUGAAUCUGUCAAUGAAAACGGGCUUACCAGGCUAUUGAAAAUAAGUAAUAUCGACCAAGCGAAUACUAAGUCGUGUGUAGGAAAAGAAAGACAAAAUGAAACGAAACGAGAGAAAGAAAACGACAAAGCGCGCAUGUACGUCGAACGAGCUGUCCAAUAAAAUAUGCCUGCGUUUGCCCGCCUGCCUGCCAACUCAGCUGUGAUUAUGUUUAUUUUUUUGUACCGUCUCUAUUCCUUUACGAAUUGUAAUGCAUCUCGUCAUUCAACACUAACUAUACAUACAUAUUUACUAAACGUACGUACGUGCAACAUAUAUAUGUAUUUAGAUUUGCUCGGGAAGGCAUAAAGGGAGAAAUAUUUAUGGCGGACUAUAUUAUACAUACACAUAAUUGUUGCCAAAUAAGCGUGUCAGUUUUCUCGAGAGAUAGAGAUCGACGAGGUAUAAAUGAUGAGAAGAUAAAUGCUAUUUUAUAAUGUAUUUUUCCUUUUGCGUUUAACGUACGGUAACGUGUAACAUAUACAUAAAAAUAGCGCUAUUUACCGUUCUAUGUGGGGUCAUGAUGCAACUAUAAGUGUGUUUAAACUCAUAUAAAUAUAUAUAGAGAGGAAAUAUUUUUAUGUACGCGUAAGAUCUUUAACUUGUUAUUGUUUCGCUAUUUAUUCUUUAAGAAUAUAUUUUCUCCAGUAUAUAUAUAUAUCAUUUCUAAUUAGUGUACAUCGUUACGUUACUCGAAUUCACAUGUAUAUAAUACACGGAUACUCAAACUAUAUUAUCAUACGAAUAAUUUUCCUAAAUCCUUCGCGGGUUCGUUAAAUUAUUUACAUACACACAUAUACAUAUAUAUAUAUAUAAAACAUAUAUCGUACAAUAUUUUAAUAGUGCCAAAAGAAGAAAACGUUCCGAAAGUUUGUUGAUAUUUUAUACAGUGACUCAAAAAAAGACGUGGUCUCAGAAGGAUAUUUGUUUGAAUUUUAGGAAUAGCAAUAAAUCUAAUUUCGGUAAUACAGCUCAAACGAUAGGACUUUAAGCAUGUAAACGUGUAAGUCGUUUCUCCUUUUAUGUCAGGUAUACACAAGUACAUAAUGUAGCGUUAUUUUUGUUUUUGACCGCGUUCGCACGAUUAUUUCAUUAAGAUUAAGAUUUUUCUCACCGAUGUAUUGCGUUAACUUUGACAAUUAUAACAAGAUAGGAUUGAAAAAUGAUAAUUAGACGUAAUAAGAAUAAGAUCGGCUCAAUGACACCAAGUGUGACUGCGUGUCUGUCAAGACGAAAAAAAAAGUAAAACUGUUGUUUAGAUACUACACCUAAUAAUAAAAAUGAUCAGUGUAUAUGUAUAGAUAAUUAUCGCCUCGGAUUUAAGAGUCUUACUUGUAUUACAUUACACAUACUUUACGAAUUAUUGUACCGAAUAAUUAAAUGUGAGACAGACGUUCUUCUAGAUAAGACAUAAGAUUGUUAGCAAGUAUGAUAAUGAUUAGAACGAAAAACUAAGGUCUGUGUCUAUUAAGAAGUGGCAAUAACGUCCUUCGUUAUGUUUCUAUGAUGUAUAUUUUUAAGUUUAUUCCGUAUUAAAAUUAUAUUGGUUGUUUGCGCGACAUAGAAAAAGGCAACUAUAUAUACGUUUUCCAGUGAAUCGCACGGUGUUUCAUAUUUCAAGUCGGGCUGCAGAUGUAUAAAGGUUUGCUACUUUUUAAUAAAGCACACGCAUUCUUACAUGCGAGCGAAAGAGAAAGCAAAGUCCAAAAUUAAAGUAUAGAGGCUCGGUGGUGAUUUUAAUCAAAAGAUAGGACAGGAGUGUGCGGUGAGUAUCGAUUGCAAUUAAUAAUUGUGUGAAUCACAGGUCACGGGGCAUAAUUUAGCCAACCUAUUCGCCAACAUCGUGUCAAACAUUAUUUCUAUGCAAUACAUAUUAUCACUACACACGCAUAAUAAUAUAAAUAUAUAUAUUAUAUAUAUAAUUUAUUAUAAUGAUUAUUGUAUAAAUAAAUAUAUAAAAUAAA